Molecule: messenger RNA, 1614 nt
Organism: Microthlaspi erraticum
Lineage: Eukaryota; Viridiplantae; Streptophyta; Magnoliopsida; Brassicales; Brassicaceae
Source: the annotation of a GenBank genome assembly
AUGGACGACGACAGGAUACUAGAGAGAGAAAGGCUCCAGAUCGAGCAGAUUCGCGAGCUUGAUUUCGAGGAAUUGCAAGUGGAGGAAGUCGAGGAUCAAACUGAUUCCGACGAAGACGACGACGGCCUCGCUGCAUUUCACUCUACCUCCCACGCGCCUGUUUCUGAUAAUCAUGGUGCUGAUGAGCUUAUUUUCAACCCAGCUGUGGCUUCUCUACAUACCUAUCUUGGAGAGGUUGAAGACACUCAAAACAGACUUGAUUUCGUUGAUGGAGGCACCGUGUUAAAGCUCCCGCUUUUCUAUCUCGAAGGAGUGGUUCUAUUUCCAGAGGCUACACUUCCCCUUAGGAUUUUUCAGUCUAGUUUCUUGGCUGCUGUUGAGAGAGCUUUGAACCAAGCUAACGCACCAUCUACAAUAGGUGUGAUUCGUGUUUACAGAGAAGGUGCUCAAUUCAAGUAUGCCAGUGUGGGGACAACCGCAGAGAUACGACAAUACCGUCGACUUGGGGAUGGUUCAUUCAAUGUAAUUACUCGUGGACAACAAAGAUUCCGUCUAAAGCGUCGCUGGACUGAUGUUGAAGGAUUCCCUUGUGGAGAGGUUCAAAUCAUUGAUGAAGAUCUGCCAUUGAGGACUCCGAGGGAUGCGUUUGGGAAACUGGUACCGUUAAGCAACGUGCGAGGUCGCCACAACUCGAGUGCAAUGUCUUUAUCUACACAUCUUAGAGAUACCGACGAACAGUCUGUAGCAAACUCUGAAGAAAGUUUCGAAAGUGCUCUUUCUCCGUCAGAGAAAAGACUUCACUAUUCAGCAGUUGACUCAAUAAUGGAUGACUGGACGAGUAGCGAUGAUGAUCAAGUAGUCAGCACAUCUGAUAUCCAAUCCAGUGGCUCUAAUCCAUACAGCUCUAGGUCCAUUGGACGUUUAGCUUCUUGCCAAGACGAAGAAAAGGGUCAAGACGAGCAAUCUCCAAAUGGCAAGAAGCAAAACAGGCUGACGAGUUUCCGGGAAAAUACUGAUCUAAGCCGAUUCCGUAUGGCCCCAAGAGCAUAUUGGCCAUUCUGGGCAUAUAAGAUGUAUGACUCGUAUUGUCUUGCCCAAAGAGCAGCUGAUCUAUGGAAGCAGAUAGUUGGGGUUCCAAACAUGGAGGCUUUUGUGAGUAAACCAGAUAUAUUAUCCUUUUCCAUCGCUAGUAAAAUCCCCGUGUCAGAGUCAAUCAGACAAGAGCUCUUGGAGCUUGACGGAGUCUCUUACAGAUUGCAGCGAGAAAUAGAGUUGCUUGAGAGUUUUGAUCGUGUUCGAUGUAAACACUGCCAGACGGUCAUAGCAAGAAGAAGUGACAUGUUGGUUAUGUCUAGUGACGGUCCUCUUGGUGCAUAUGUAAACCCAUAUGGCUACGUGCACGAGAUAAUGACCUUUUACAAAGCUAAUGACAUAGCGCUUACAGGUAGACCCGUUAAAAAAGACAGCUGGUUUCCUGGGUAUGCAUGGACAAUUGCGAACUGUGCAACGUGUGAAACUCAGCUUGGUUGGCUUUUCACGGCGACAAACAAGAAGUUGAAGCCAUCCUCUUUCUGGGCGGUUCGGAGCUCGCAAGUCGCGGAUGACAUGCGCUGA